AUGGGGGGCCAGCGGAUCGGUAUGCAGGGUAUGGUGGUGCUGGGUAUGGCGGUGGUUAUGAUGCUGGCUAUGGCGAUAGCUAUGGAAGCGGGCGUGGAGGUUCUGUUUAUGGACACAGAGGAGGAUAUGGCGCCGGUGGUGGUGGUGGUGGUGGUGGGAGUGGAAGGUACCAUCCCUAUGGGAGGUAGUGUCCUCGGCUACAGCGUCAAGCCCUCCGACAUGGCCGACAUCGCGCAAAAGAUCGAGCACCUGGAGCAGGUCAUGUGCAGCGUUGAAAACGACGGCCUCUCUCAGCUCGCCUCCGACACCACUCACUACAACCCCUCCGAUCUCUCCUCCUGGCUCGAAUCCAUGAUUUCCGGCCUCAAUCCUACUCCGGAUUUUGAUUCCGCCGUUAAUAGAAUGGUUGUGGACUCUGAUUUCGGGUCGGAUCUCACUGCCAUAGCGGGAAAAACGGUCUACCCUAGCCCUAGGGCGAAACCCCCAUCUCCGGCCAAGAAAUUGAAGCUUUCGCCGCAGGAGACUGAGUCGAGCGAGUCGAUUGUGAUGGUUGACUCGCAUGAGAACAGAAUCAGGCUUGUUCACUCGCUGAUGGCGUGCGCGGAGGUUGUGCAGAAGGAGGAUUUCAAAUUGGCGGAAGCGCUGGUGAAGAACAUCGGUUUUCUAGCUGUGUCGCAAGCGGGUGCGAUGCGGAAGGUCGCGACCUAUUUCGCUGAAGCUUUGGCGAGGCGAAUUUACAGAUUGUAUCCGGCGAAUCCGGACUCCGCCUUCACCGAUCUGCUCCAGAUUCAUUUCUACGAGACGUGCCCCUGUCUGAAAUUCGCGCAUUUCACUGUGAAUCAAGCGAUUUUGGAAUCCUUCGCCGGUAGAGAUUUAGUCCACGUUGUUGAUUUCAGUAUGAAGCAGGGGAUGCAGUGGCCGCCGUUGCUCCAAGCGUUGGCGCCGAGGCUGGGGGGACCUCCGAUAUUCCGGUUGACGGCGGUGGGGCCGCCGUCAACCGAUAACACCGAUCAAUUGAAGGAAAUCGGAUGGAAAUUAGCUGGUAUCUCCCAAAUCGGACGAAGUGUUCGAAGCUCGAGUUUUGGAGCAAGUACAGAAAGAAAUUUUUCCGAUGAAUCCAUGUCAACUUUCAGGACUGCCACAUAG
Molecule: messenger RNA, 1146 nt
Organism: Salvia splendens (bonfire salvia)
Lineage: Eukaryota; Viridiplantae; Streptophyta; Magnoliopsida; Lamiales; Lamiaceae
Product: DELLA protein GAI1-like
Exons: 2
Coding region: 1-1146 (381 amino acids)
Source: RefSeq, a predicted model, not a curated record